Molecule: messenger RNA, 2529 nt
Organism: Cygnus atratus (black swan)
Lineage: Eukaryota; Metazoa; Chordata; Aves; Anseriformes; Anatidae
Gene: DLST
Product: dihydrolipoamide S-succinyltransferase
Exons: 15
Coding region: 67-1449 (460 amino acids)
Biological process (GO): tricarboxylic acid cycle
Cellular component (GO): oxoglutarate dehydrogenase complex
Molecular function (GO): dihydrolipoyllysine-residue succinyltransferase activity
Source: RefSeq, a predicted model, not a curated record
CCCCGCGCACUUCCCCUCGCGCCGGGCCCUGCUUCCGCCGUCCGCCCUCCGGCUCCCGCCGCCGCGAUGCUGCAGCUGUGGCGGUCCCGCUGCCUGGGCCGGGCGCUGGGCCGCUCGCUGCGCGCUCUGCGGCAGGGGAACUGCACUCUGGCAAGAUGCUCUCUGUCUGGUGUGGCUGGCAGCCAGGGACUGGCCUACACCAACAGCAGGAAGCUCGUAGUAAAUAGCUCCAGUGUCUUCGCUGUCCGUUACUUCAGAACCACAGCAGUACAUAGGGAUGACGUGGUUACGGUGAACACACCAGCCUUUGCAGAGUCAGUCACAGAAGGAGAUGUCAGGUGGGAGAAAGCUGUUGGAGACACAGUGGCGGAAGAUGAAGUGGUGUGUGAGAUUGAAACAGACAAGACAUCGGUGCAAGUUCCAGCCCCAGCAGCUGGUGUGAUCGAAGCCCUUCUGGUACCUGACGGCGGCAAAGUGGAAGGGGGGACCCCUCUGUUCAAACUCAGGAAAACUGGAGCUGCUCCUGCCAAGGCCAAACCAGCAGCAGCCCCUCCUCCUCCUGCAGCCCCUGAACCUGUAGCUGCAGCUGCUCCUCCCCCUGCUGCAGCACCAAUCCCCACUACAAUGCCACCAGUGCCGCCUGUGUCAGCUCAGCCCAUCGACAGCAAACCAGUGUCUGCAGUGAAGCCGGCUGCAGCUCCAGCGGCAGCCCCUCCUGGGGAGGCAGCGCCCAGCAAAGGCGCCCGAUCAGAGCACAGGGUGAAAAUGAAUAGGAUGCGUCAGCGUAUUGCUCAGCGGCUGAAGGAGGCUCAGAAUACUUGUGCCAUGCUCACCACUUUCAAUGAGAUUGAUAUGAGCAACAUCCGGGAGAUGAGAGCUGUACACAAGGAUCCCUUCCUGAAAAAGCACAACCUAAAACUAGGUUUCAUGUCAGCUUUUGUGAAAGCUUCAGCUUUUGCUCUGCAGGACCAGCCCGUUGUGAAUGCAGUGAUUGAUGACACGACCAAAGAGAUUGUGUACAGGGACUAUGUGGACAUCAGCGUUGCUGUAGCAACUCCCCGGGGUCUUGUGGUUCCUGUCAUUAGGAAUGUAGAAAAUAUGAAUUUUGCUGACAUAGAGCGAGCUAUCUAUGAGCUGGGGGAGAAGGCACGGAAAAAUGAACUGGCCAUCGAAGACAUGGAUGGCGGCACUUUCACAAUCAGCAACGGAGGGGUUUUUGGGUCGCUCUUCGGGACGCCUAUCAUCAACCCACCCCAGUCUGCUAUCUUGGGCAUGCAUGCCAUCUUCGACAGGCCUGUGGCUGUUGGAGGCAAAAUCGAGGUGCGGCCCAUGAUGUACGUGGCACUGACCUACGAUCACCGGCUGAUCGACGGCAGAGAGGCAGUGACUUUCUUACGCAAGAUCAAGGCAGCGGUGGAGGAUCCCCGCGUGCUGCUGCUCGACCUGUAGAGCAGCCACACCCCCACGCAACCCACCCAGGGCAGGGCCGCGGCACCAGCAGGGGCGACGCAGGGCAUUCAGGAACUGGCAGGGGUCAUUCCAGUCUCUCUCCCUCCCCCGAGAUCGGAGGUGUCCCAGAGGGGAUCGCGAGGAUAGCUCCUACCUCCUUUCCUGUUCUGUUCAAGGAUGGUUCAGUCUCUCACGAGGAUUGCUGUGCAGUGGGCCGCCCACUGAAUGGCACUGCCUUUCCAGAACCGUCUCUACGGCGUCCUCUCCCUCGUGGCACCAACCUCUCACCUCUAGCUUGUCCUAUACCACUGGAAAAUGCUUGCUGCUGCUGUGCUAGGGUACCCUUCCCUGCCCCUCCGAGGCAGGUUCAGCUUUAUUUCCUAGCACUGAGGUUCCUGGGGGGGGAGGAGAGGAAAGGCUGCUGUUCUGUCCCUGUUUUGCUUGAAAAUAUUUCACACUCAUCUGUUCUGCGAGGGCAGUCUGGGGUCCCCCGGGCCGAUUGCAGCAGAGUUUUUGAUCAGAGCAGGGCUGAGGUAGGUGUCAUGCCUCUGGCAGUGCCCUAGUUACACUCCCACCUCGGACAGGAAGGCGGUGGUUACGUCUCCCCUGCUUUCCCGUGGAGAUUUUGUUUCUCUCCAGCCUGGCCAAGAAUGUUCUUGGCCGGGGGGACGGAGCACACGAUCUCGGGGGGGGUAGCACUGUUCCUGGGGGUGGGGGGCAACCCUUUCACCAUUACCUGCCCAACACUCGGCUAAGAACCAGCCCCCAGCAGCUGUCCUGGAAUCACGGCACACCGAUGGUGGGUCCGACUGCUGUUUUCCUGCGUGCGAGGGCUUGGCCUCCUACCAGCGAGGAGGGAGCUGGGGGGGCAGGCCUCUAAGUGUAAUGUAUAUCCCAGCCCGAGGCUGCUGGUUUGGGGGGGAGGGGGGCAGUCCUUAAUCCAAUAGCGCACACACGUACGGGGGAGUGAGGGGGUUGCUAGUGCCUGCGGAGUCUAUUACUCGUACCCCCUCUACACGGAACUUGUAACUAAAAUAUUUAACGCGGCGGAUUUUAAACAAAAUAAAACUGGGCAACGAC